Messenger RNA from Eimeria mitis, 3060 nucleotides. RefSeq lists its product as uncharacterized. NCBI's taxonomy places the organism in Eukaryota, Apicomplexa, Conoidasida, Eucoccidiorida, Eimeriidae. The record is from RefSeq and is a predicted model, not a curated record.
AUGCUCGUGUUGCUGCGGGCUACAGCCGGCGUUUGGCGCCAUAGAGAUCAUAGGGGCCUCGGCGUAUGCAGCAGCAGCAGCAGCAGCAACAACAACAGCAGCAAAACUGCAUCAUCUAGUCCUGCUGCAGCAGCAGCAGCAGCAGCUGCUGCUGCUGCUGCUGCUGCAGCACGAGCUGCUCCUCCUGCCUUCUCCUUAAGGCGCUCCCUCCUAAGGACUGUCUUUGCGUUCGCCGUUGCAGACAACCAGCAGCAGCAGCAGCAGCAACCGCAGCAGCAGCAGCAGCAGCAACCGCAGCAGCAGCAGCAACAGCAGCAACAGAAUAGCCGUAGUAUCUUUGGGCGGUUUCUCUCGCGUCUGGGGUUGCUGAGCUCCGAAAGAAAGGAACUAAAGACAGACUGGCACCUGCUGGGGGUGCCUGUCUUUGCUGUUGUUGAUGCAGCAGGAAACCCCUUCAUAUAUAAGGAGCAGCAGCUCCUCCUCCCCAGCAGCAGCAGCAGCAGCAGCAGCAGCAGCAGCAGCAGCAGCAGCAGCAGCAGCAGGCAUGUUUAUGUGCAGCAAAGCCUUCUCUUCUUUGAUGCUGCUGAUGCUGAUGAGUACAGACAACAAGUCAGCAAAUCUGCUCGUGCUGCUGCUGCUGCUGCGGUUGGUGUUGUUGCUGCUGUUGGUGCUGUUGCGGCAGGUGCUGCUGCUGCUGCAGUUGGUGCUGUUUCUGCUGCUGCUGCGGUUGUUGCUGUUGCUGCUACUACUGCUGUUGCUGCAUCUUACGUCUCUGGUGUUACCCUUACUCUUGCUCCCACUGCUGCUGCUGCUUCUGCUGCUGCUGCUGCCGCUGCUGCUGCUGCUGCUUCUGCUGCUGCUGCUGCUUCUGCUGCUGCAGCGAAUGUAGAAGCUCACCUUGCUGCUUUUUCUCUGGCUCGCAUUUGGCCUGAGCUCUGCCGUUACAUUCAGCUCCGCCUCCCAGUACCCACAUUGGGGGGGCCCCCCACGGGGGCCCCCCUGGGGCCCCCCGAGAAGGGGGGAGGCCCCCGGGGGCCCCCGGAGAAGGGGGGGGGGCCCCCGGGGGGGGAUGCUGCAGAGAGUGAGGGGGGCCCCCAAGAGGGGGUGGGGGCCCCUGGGGGCCCCCCUCUUUUUCAGUGGAUAUUUGUGCCGUCAAAGCGAGCGGUGGCGGAUGCGAGGAGGUGGGGCUUGAAGCCCCCGUACCGCACCGUCCUCACAAGCAGCAGCAACAGCAGCAGCAGCAGCAGCAACAGCAGCAGCAGCAGCAGCAGCAGCAACAGCAGCAGCAAGCAGCAGCAGCAACAGCAGCAGCAGCAGCAGCAGCAAACAUUGGCGUCAUUGAUAGACGCGGGGCUAUGCGGCAGGACAGCAGCAGCAGCAGCAGCAACUGCAGUAGCAGCAGCAGCAGCAGCAGCAACUGCAGCAGCAGCAACUGCAGUAGCAGCAGCAGCACCUGCAGUAGCAGCAGCAGCAACUGCAGCAGCAGCAACUGCAGCAGCAGCAAAUAGCGCAGCAGCAGCAGCAACAACAGCAGCAGCAGCAGCAGCAGCAGGAGAGGCAGGUACAGCAGCAGGGGAAUCGAAGACAAAGGAGCAGCAGCGUGUCGGGUCUGCUUCAGCAGCAGCAGCAGGAACACCAGGAGAACGAUCAGCAGCAGCAGCAGCAUCACCAGCAGCAGCAGCAGCAGCAGCAGCAGCAGCAGCGGGAGCAGCAGCAACAGCAACAGGCCCUGACGGCGUGCCUGUACUUAAGUAUGGCGCGUUGUUUGAGUUUGUGGAUUCAACAAAAGAUGCGUGGGAGGCAGUGAGAGCACCAGUGAAGACAGAUUCAACAAAAGAUGCGUGGGAGGCAGUGAGAGCACCAGUGAAGACAGAAGCUUCAACAAAAGAUGCGUGGGAGGCAGUGAGAGCACCAGUGAAGACAGAAGCAGCAGCAGCAGCAGCAGCAGCAGCAGCAGCAGCAGCGGGAGAAGCAGCAGCAGCAGCAGGAAACAGCAAACUCAGCAGAAACAUGGCGCUGCUUCAAUCCCUGCCCAAGCCGCAGGGAUCGACGACGAGCUCUCUGGGGCUUGGUGGUUCUGCUGCUGCUGCUGCUGCUGCUGCACCAGCAGCAGCAGAAGAGGAGGAAGAAGAAACUGCUGCUGCUGCUGCUGCUGCUGCUUCGGCAGCAGCAGGAGAUUCAGUGCUGCAGAUGGUGCCGCGCGUGCUGCAGAAGAAGCAGCAGCAGAAGCAGCAGCAGCAGAAGCAGAUCAAAACAGAACAACCUCAGAAUACAGCAGCAACAGCAGCAGCAGCAGCAGCUGCUGCUGCUGCUAAUGAUGAUGAAGAUGCUGCUGGUGAUGCAGCAGAAGAACAACCAGCAGCAGCAGCAGCAGCAGCAGGAGAUGCAGCAGCAGCAGCAGCAAGCGGUGGGUUCCUUACAUCUAUGUUUACUCUCUAUGACUCAGACGAAGAGAAAGAAGCAGCACAAACCAGCAGCAGCAGCAGCAGCAGCAGCAACAACAGCAGCAGCAGCAGCAGCAGCAGCAGCAGCAGCAGCAGCGGGGCUGGAGAAGUGCAGGAUAGCAAGACAGACCCCACCUGUGCAGGACCUGCAGCAGCAGCACAUGAUGAAAGAGCAGCAGCAGCAGCAGCAGCAACAGCAGCAGCAGCAGCAGCAGCAGGAGCAGCAUGGACAAUAAAGGAUGAUGAUGCUGCUCUCGAGGAGUUGGGCAUAGAAAAAGAAAUCAUACAAAACUCAGGAAUUUCAUCCGCUGAGCUGCGAGAUCUCCGUCGUAUGGGGGCGACUGCUGUAAGCGGGGCUACACUACAGAACCCGGACUGGCACCUCACCGCACACUGCGGCCCCCAAAAAAAAGGAAAGCUGCGGCUAGCAACGAAAGUAUGGAGCGCCAAGGAGGGGGCCAUCACAGAAACCCUAGAACCCAAGGUCAUGCAAAAGAGAAAACACCAGAUAAACUGGCUAGCAGCAGAAGCACACGACAAAGAACUCGAAAUGUUGGAGCUCACCGCCAGAACCAGACAAUCCAAAUACCAGACGGCCAUGAAAUACGGAUGGUAG